AUGACGCCUGCCGCAUUCCUAGCUUCAAAUCUUUCGCGUGAUGUUAAGUUUAACUACCAGUUCUUUCCGACGCGGACCAUGGCCGGCACAGCACUGGUGCUACUCUUACACGCACCCAUUUAUGACGUCCCGCCAUACGUGCGCUCACACUUGCUUUGCAACCCCAGCCCACUACAACGCCCAGUACACUACUUCUUCCCACGUCAUCCGUCCCUACCAUUUCACCACAACCGAACACUGCCAACAUAUACAUGGCCGAUCAUUCCAGCCCAGCCACACUACUGCCUACACCAACCACGGAGCCUGCACCAACCACCGACAGCAAAAACAAGAACCUCCUCUACCAAGCAGCAUGCGCUUCACUCGACAACGCACUCAUCAGCUACACGCUUACAAUGCGACAUAUCAACACGGUCAACAACACAACCUUCUACAUCCACUAUACCAGGGGAGUCAAUCACCACACCGACCCAUAUCACAGACCUACUGCGACCAGGGGAGCAGCACUCUACACCACCUGAGGUGUCUUCAGCGCUAUCGCUCGGCACAUCUCUUCGCGGCAACCAGGAGAGUUUUCCACCACACCAAACACCAAACGAUGUCUCGUCCUUUGUCAUCUCCGAUACCACCCAAUCACCCGUCACUAGGGCUGCAGAUAUCGAAAACAUUGACCAUCAGCUUCACUCACUUCAUUCCACUCUACUCUUCCACCCCAUAAUGCAUAUCACGGACAAGGAACUCAGCAUGCAUGACAAACACGACCGUGUAUAA
Messenger RNA from Sphaeroforma arctica JP610, 771 nucleotides. RefSeq lists its product as hypothetical. The record is from RefSeq and is a predicted model, not a curated record. The transcript is spliced from 2 exons. Lineage: Eukaryota; Ichthyosporea; Ichthyophonida. The coding region runs from base 1 to 771 and encodes 256 amino acids.